This is a messenger RNA of Drosophila teissieri, 640 nucleotides long. RefSeq names its product nucleolar transcription factor 1-B. NCBI's taxonomy places the organism in Eukaryota, Metazoa, Arthropoda, Insecta, Diptera, Drosophilidae. The transcript has a single exon. Bases 110 to 418 code for a protein of 102 amino acids. The record is from RefSeq and is a predicted model, not a curated record.
UGUCACAAUGCCAGCUUUUAUUUUUCCGCCAAUUUAGAGAUUUUCUAUAAAAGCGUAUUUUAGAUGUGGACCUGAACUUAGUUAGUUAAAGACUUAAUUUGACAAUACAAUGCGUGCCUAUCUGCUGCUUGCCCUUUUCGGAUGUGUGCUCUUGGCCACAGUGUCCGCAAAUCCAGUGGAUAUCGACGACUUGGAGGACUUCGAGGAGGAGAAACGAAUUGCCGAUGAGCAGGAUAAUAAGGAUAAGGAUGACGAGGAGGACGAUGAGGAUACAAAUGAACCCGAGUCCGACGACGAGUCUGAGGAACCCGAAUCCCAGGAUGAUAGCUCUGAUGAUGAAUCCCAAAACAAUGAUGAAUCCCAGAACAACGAAGAUUCCGAAAGCGACGAGAGCAACCAGAACAAUCAAGAAGAGUAACUCUAAUGGGAAUCAACACUUUCCAUUAAUUUAUUGUUCUUAUCUACACGCUUCUACCUUCCAACGGUUGUUAGACGUUUAAACAACUGUUUACACAGCAGAACACAGUUCAUCUCCGACAACCAAAUAAGUAAAUGUUUUUAUAUUACUCUAGCAAAUACACACAUUUCUGGAAACACCCGUGAUCAUAGUUGUUGCUUCUUAGCUAAACUUCUUUUAAUA